AUGGAUUCCAUCAAGAACACCGUCAACUACGUCAAGGAGUCCGUCUCCGGCGCUGGCUCGACCGCUUCCAAGGAGGCCAACAAGAACGUCGCCAAAGAUAGCAACGCUCCCCUCGACACCCGUGCCCAGGCUGGCUUCGAUGCUAUCGGUGACAAAAUUGACGAGCAAGGACACAACCGCAAGGCCGAUGUUCACAAGGAGGCUGCAAAGCACUAA
This is a messenger RNA of Cladophialophora yegresii CBS 114405, 216 nucleotides long. RefSeq lists its product as uncharacterized. Lineage: Eukaryota; Fungi; Ascomycota; Eurotiomycetes; Chaetothyriales; Herpotrichiellaceae. The transcript has 2 exons. The coding region runs from base 1 to 216 and encodes 71 amino acids. The record is from RefSeq and is a predicted model, not a curated record.